CGACAGGCCAAAACACGAAGAUGAUUGACACAAGGAUGAAAUCAGCUGAGUGCGGGGUAAAUAUUGGUGUCCGCGCAACACCCGAUUUGCUACUAUGUGUUUGAGACUGGCAUUGUCUGCUAAAUCGACUUUCUGCUCUUCAUGAUAAGCUCAACAUGCUAACCUACACCAAAAUACCUCCCGACUACCUGACGAGAGUGUAUGCCGGCGUGCUCGGGAAGCUGAUCGGCGUCUACCUCGGCCGGCCGUUUGAGGGUUGGUCUCACGCUGCCAUCGUCGCCGAGCUCGGCAGAGUCCGUCACUACGUCCACACGCGCUUCCCAGGCUUCGGCCAGCGGCCACCCGUCGUCACUGACGAUGACGUUUCUGGCACUUUCACCUUCAUCCAUGCCCUCGUGGAGCACGGCAUCACCAGUGACAUCACGUCUGAGCAGAUUGGCGAUACCUGGCUUAACAAUGUCAUUGAGAGGGAGACCGUCUUUUGGUGGGGAGGCAGAGGCAUAUCCACCGAGCACACCGCGUUCCUCAACCUCAAGAAGGACAUCAAGGCACCCGGUAGCGGCAGCAUAAGGACGAACGGCAAGACAGUGGCUGAGCAGGUCGGUGCCCAGAUCUUCAUUGACGGAUGGGCCAUGCUCUGUCCGGGACGGCCUGACCUCGCGGCAACAUUUGCCAAGGCAGCUGGCUCGGUUAGCCAUGAUGGCGACAGCGUCCUCGCUGCCAUGAUGUGGGCCUCUAUGGAAGCUGAGGCAUUCAUUUCGAAGGAUGUGGACCAUCUGAUUGAGACAGGGCUGAGGAUUAUCCGCAAAGAAAGAGGAGGCUCCCUUAUCGAAACGAUGAUCCGAGAGGUGCGCAAAUGGGUGUCACUCGACAAGAAAUGGGAGGCAACAAGACAACGCAUUGACGACAAAUACGGCUACGACCAUUUUGGCGGCAUCACCCACGUUGUCCCAAACCAUGCCAUUAUGAUCAUGACCCUGCUCUACGCGGGUGACGACUUCCACGAGGCUAUGCAUAUUGUCAACACGUGCGGGUGGGACACAGACUGCAACUCGGGGAAUGUGGCGUGUCUCAUUGCCAUCAUGCACGGUCUGCAAUGCCUUGAGGGCGGGCCAGACUGGCGAGGCCCCGUUGCCGACCGAGCUUUGAUCUCGAGCGCCAACGGAGGGUACUCGAUCAACAAUGCAGCCCGGCUCGCCUACGAUAUCACGGACCUUGGGCGAACGCUUGCGGGUCUCGAGCCCCUAAAUCUCCCGAAGGACGGAGCAAAAUACCAUUUCACACUCCCAGGCAGCGUCCAGGGCUUCACCGUCCACCCUCCCAAGGCCGCCACAGUGGCCCAGGGCCUCGACCGUCUUGGUAGAGCCGGCCUCGCCAUAAAUCUAACAGGCCUGACCCCGACAAGUGAACCCAUCGCCAUCAUGACGGACACCUUCCAUCCGCUCUACCUACCCACGUCCGGCGAGGCAUACCACCUCAUGUCGACGCCCCUGUUGUACCCGGGGCAGACCGUCAGGGCCACCCUCCACGUCGACGUCGGGGAGUGCGAGUUUCCUGUCUCCUGCCAGAUCAUCAUCAAAGCCUACGACCACGAUAACACCGUGCUCACUUUCCAAGGCCCCCCCGUCGAUCUCUGCGCGACCAACCCCAACACGACAUACUCCACAGCAGCCCUCGAGUACGAGAUCCCGACCUCGGGCCACCUCGACGGCACCCGGCCCAUCUUCGCCGCGGGCGUGGCCAUGGCGCCCAGCGCAGCCGCCGCCGGCAGGGUCUGGCUCGACCGCCUCUCCUGGGACGGCCCCCCGCAGCUGGCCCUCAGGCUUCCGCGGCAGACGGAGGAGCCCCUGGCGUACUUCCGGCGCAUGUUCGUCCGGUCCGUGGACAACUUCCACGUCGGCACGGGGCCGACGUUUCGGCUGGCGCAGGACCGCGGCGAGGGCCUCCUGAGCGUCGGGACGCGCGAGUGGGCCCGGUGUCGUGCCGUGGCUCGCGGCUUCCGCGUCCUGGCUGGCGGUCCGUGCGGUGUCAUCUUCGGCGUGCAGGGAUUACGGAGGUGGUAUGGGCUUGUUUUCUUGCGGGGCGAGGACUCGGGGAAUGGGGUGGCUCUGGUCAAGGACCGGGAUGGGAAGAGGACGGUGUUGGCCCGGAUGCUGGUGCCGUGGGAGGUCGACGUCCCGUACGACGUGGGCGUUGAGCACGAUGGGCGUAGCCUGGUGGGCCAGGUUUGUCCUUCGGGGUCUGGCGACGAUAGUCUGCGGGUGAUCAGGGCGGAUGAUGAGGGCGACGCAUACCAGAGUGGUGGCGUUGGGUUUGUCGUUAGCGAAGGGGCAAUAGCUGUGGACGAGUUGAUGAUUAGAGGGGUGAGGUGAGCCGUGGUGUUUCUUUCAGGGAGGGCUGGACUUGGACUGUCUAAGGCAGAUCGAUCCAGCAACAUUGAAGGUCCGCAGAAGUUGACAACUUGAAUGGCAGAGACGAG
Molecule: messenger RNA, 2479 nt
Organism: Diaporthe batatas
Lineage: Eukaryota; Fungi; Ascomycota; Sordariomycetes; Diaporthales; Diaporthaceae
Exons: 1
Coding region: 156-2372 (738 amino acids)
Source: RefSeq, a predicted model, not a curated record